GGAUGUUUGCUUCAAGUGAAAUGCUGAUAACACCCGAUUAAAAGACUAGAAUAACAGAGUGAACUGUCAUCAGGGGAGGGGUUUUUUUUUCUUUUCUGCUGAGUGUGCUCGGAUUAGACGGUGCACCCCUUUUUUUUUUGUACCUGGACCCGGCCUCCGUGAGCCCGGAUAAGAUGUCCCUCUUCCAGUCGGCUCUGGAUUUCCUCGCCGGGCCCGGCUCGCUCGGAGCGGCCAGCCGGGACCAGAACGACUUUGUCGGACAAGUCGUGGAGCUGGGUGACAUGAAACUGCGGAUCAAGAGGGUGAUCGCGGAAGGUGGAUUUGCCUUUGUGUAUGAAGCCCAGGACAUGAGCAGUAAUAAAGACUAUGCCCUCAAGAGGCUGCUGUCCAACGAGGAAGAGAAGAACAAGGAAAUCAUACAGGAAGUCUGCUUCAUGAAAAAGCUGUCCGGUCACCCCAACAUGGUUCAGUUCUGCUCUGCUGCCUCCAUCAGUAAGGAAGAGUCUGACACCGGACAGGCCGAGUUCUUGAUCCUCACCGAGUUGUGUAAAGGUCAGCUGGUGGACUUUAUAAAGCGGGUGGAGCAGAGGGCUCUCCUGUCAUGUGACACUGUGCUGAAAAUCUUCUACCAGUCGUGCCGCGCCGUGCAGCACAUGCACAAACAGAAGCCUCCAAUCAUACACAGGGACCUCAAGAUUGAGAACCUCUUGAUUAGUAACCAGGGCACCAUCAAGCUGUGUGACUUUGGCAGCGCCACCACAGUGUCACAUUACCCCGACUACAGCUGGUCUGCACAGAAGAGGUCCAUGGUGGAGGAUGAGAUCACAAGGAACACCACUCCAGCGUACCGAACGCCAGAGAUGAUUGAUCUCUACUCCAACUUCCCCAUCAAUGAGAAACAGGACAUCUGGGCCCUGGGAUGCAUCCUCUACCUGUUGUGUUUUAAGCAGCACCCUUUCGAAGAGGGUGCCAAGCUGCAAAUCGUCAACGGGAAAUACUCCAUUCCUCAGAACGAUGUCAAGUACACUGUGUACCACAACCUCAUACGUUCCAUGUUGAAGGUGAACCCAGAGGAGCGUCUGUCCAUCACAGAGUUGGUCAACCAGCUCCAGGAGAUAGCGGCAGCACGCAACGUCAACCCCAAGUCCCCCAUUACUGAGCUGCUGGAGCAGAACGGAGGUUUUGGCAACAACGGAGCGCAGCCACCCAUGCAGAUCCAAAACGUCCAGAACAAUUCAGGCAUCUACGAUCCUGAUCAGUCGGGCAGCGGGCUCCUGGAUAUCUUAAGGGGAGGAACGGAGCGCUUCCUGACCAACAUAAAGGACACUUCCUCUAAGGUCAUCCAGUCAGUAGCCAGCUACGCCAAAGGGGACCUAGAUAUUUCCUACAUCACCUCCAGAAUAGCAGUCAUGUCCUUCCCAGCAGAAGGGGUGGAGUCGGCGAUAAAGAACAACAUAGAGGACGUCCGUCUGUUCCUGGAUUCACGUCAUGCUGGCCACUAUGCUGUGUACAACCUCUCCAAACGAUCCUACAGGCCUUCUCGAUUCCACAACAGGGUUUCAGAGUGUAACUGGCAAGUGCGCCGUGCCCCCAACCUCCGCAGUCUCUACAGUGUGUGUAAGAACAUGCAUCUAUGGCUCAAACAGGACCAGAGGAACAUCUGUAUAGUUCACUGUCUGGACGGCAGGGCGGCGUCGGCGGUGGCCGUUUGCUCCUUCCUGUGUUUCUGUCGCCUUUUCACCACAGCCGAGGCCGCUGUCUACAUGUUCUCAAUGAAACGCUGCCCGCCUGGCAUAGCACCCUCACACAAGAGGUAUAUAGAGUACAUGUGCGACAUGAUGGCUGAGGAGCCCAUCGUCCCGCACAGCAAGCCCAUGAUAAUCCGCUCCAUCGUCAUGACACCCGUGCCGCUGUUCAACAAGCAGCGCAAUGGGUGCAGGCCGUUCUGCGAGGUUUAUGUCGGAGACGAGAGAGUCCUCACCACAUCACAGGAGUACGACAAGAUGAAGGAUUUCAGGAUGGAGGAUGGAAAAGCAGAGAUUCCCCUUAAUGUCACAGUACAAGGAGAUGUGCUGGUGGUGAUCUACCAUGCAAGGUCCACACUGGGAGGACGUCUACAGGCCAAGAUGGCGUCCAUGAAGAUGUUUCAGAUCCAGUUCCACACAGGCUUUGUGCCCCGAAAUGCGACCACUGUCAAGUUCGCCAAGUACGACUUGGAUGCCUGUGACAUCCAGGAGAAGUACCCAGACUUGUUCCAGGUCAACUUGGACAUCGAGGUGGAACCCAGAGACAGACCCAGCGCCAAGACCCCUCCGUGGGAGAGCUUUCAAACCAAGGGCCUCAACCCCAAAAUCCUUUUCUCCUCUCGUGAUGAGCAGCAGGAGAUCCUCAGCAAAUUUGGUAAGCCCGAGCUGCCUCGUCAGCCAGGUUCCUCAGCAUUUUAUGACUCAGAGUCGCCCCAGCCGGCUCAGACCCCAGAAGGCUCCACCGCAACAGAACCAGAAUCUCCUGUGAGCACCGAUAGCAACGCCAACAACUUUUUCCAGACACUGGAUUGGGAAGAUGUUGGGUGCCCUCAGGAUGCCUCAGACAGUCAGGGAGGGGGUUCCUUGAAUGACCAGGAGGACCUAAGUGAUCAAUCAGAAGGAGAGUCCUACUCUUAUUCUGCCCCCGGUGGGGAGCCGCUGUCACGUGACCCCAGCGAACCCCUGUUUGAUGCUGACUUCCAGAACUCCCCUCCUGCAGACCAGGAGUCUCCUGUCGGUGACACAGCUGACCUCCUGGGGUUGAACUCCGACCCCUCCAUGGCCUCAGCCUCCUCCUCUGCUGCUCAUCAAGGAGCCCAGGGAGGAAUGAAAGCUGCAUCCAGCAACAGCGACCUCCUCAACGACCUGUUUGCCCCCCCUGCUGGUCAGACAGGAGCAGUGCAGGAAGACUUGUUCUUCAGUGGGCCAGCCGGCGGGGCCACACCAGACCCAAAACCCAUGGGCGACCUGUUUGAUCCGUUCGGGAUGGGGUCUGGUUCUGAUGCUGGCGCCACUGUGGGUUCAUCUCGGCAGGCCUCCGGACCGGACCUGUUUGGAGACCUGUUGGGUUCUGAAAGUUCAGCUCCCAGUAACCCUGCUCCUGCUUCAAACGCAAGCCUCUUCAACCUCAAUAAACUGGUGAAUGAUACCCCUAAGAUGACCUCAUCAGCCAGCCAACCAGACCUGCUGGGUGGGUGGGACAGCUGGGCAGCUAGCACCACCGCGAGCAUGAGCACCACCGCCAGCAAACCCAGCUUCACCAACACGGCUUCUGGUGUUGCAUCUAUGUCGAAGGCCAAGUCUCAGACCUUUGACCCUUUUGCCGACCUGGGAAACCUGAGCUCCAAUCUACCAAGUUCCUCCAGUGGUAAUUUUUCGGGGCCUUCUUUUAACGCAAAAGCUGCUUCCUCCUCUGCUAAACCCCAAGCCCAGCCCUGGCAGUCUGGGAGACCCGCCUCAGCCCAGAGCAAAGCCUGGAUGUCUGGAUCAGGACCCGGGACGGCACCCAAAGCAUCCUCAGCCUCUCAGCCCGCGGCCACGCAGCCCACCAAACCCAACUACAACCUCAACUUCACCAGUGUCAUCGGUGGGAGAGAGGACAGGGGAGUGCGUGGGCCUACUUUCGGCUCCAAGCUGAAGGUAAAGGAGGAUGAUUUUGAGGACCUGCUGUCAACUCAGGGUUUUGCCUCCAGGCCUGAUAGGAAGGGACCGAGGACCAUCGCUGAAAUGAGGAGACAGGAGAUCACGAAAGACAUCGAUCCACUUAAAUUACAGAUCUUGGACUGGAUUGAGGGGAAGGAGCGAAACAUCCGAGCGCUGCUGUCAACUCUGAACACUGUGCUGUGGGAGGGAGAAACCCGCUGGAGGCCUGUGGGCAUGGCUGACCUGGUGUCACCAGACCAGGUGAAGAAGUACUACAGGAAGGCUGUGCUGAUUGUCCACCCCGAUAAGGCGACAGGCCAGCCUUAUGAACAUUACGCUAAGAUGAUCUUCAUGGAGCUGAACGACGCCUGGUCAGAGUUCGAGAACCAGGGAUCCAAAGCACUCUUCUAAAAAAAAAAAAAAAAAAAAAAAAAAAAACCUGGUCUGGAUCCCAGCUAGACCAGACCGGACCAGACCGGACUGGACUGGACUGGAUUUGGCCUAACCAAAACAAGGGUUAGACUGGGCCAGAUUGGACAGGACUGAGCCCACAUUGGGCCUAAAGGGAGCGCAGAGCCUCUGAGAGGUGUCCUCUCUACCAUUCCCUUCACUCCCUUCUUUACUUUCUUCUGUUUCUACAGUCAAGGAAGAAAAAAAAAAAAAAGGACCUUCUUGCCUCAUGUCUGGCUGUAGGGGAAAUGAUUUCCUCACUGGUUCAUAAACAGCCAGUUAAAUUAAACAUUGUGAUAGUUCUGAAACUCACUGCCUACCUGUACGACUGCCCGAGUGGUGCUGCAAACAUCUGGAGGGAAGAAAGGGUGACAAUCACAUGAAGACGAAAGAAUGGAAAAGAAUUCUGAUGAAACAAGCUGAUUAUCGUGACAGUGAUAUUCAGAUAAAAAGAUUUAAUGACCCCCCCACACUAAUAAAAAAAAAAAAAAAAAGGCUGGUAAAUUUUGGCUGUGUGGCUGGUAAGUUUGUCGUUUGUGCCUGGCACUUUUGCAAACAAACCAGUCAUUUUUGCUGACUGAACAUGGCUGUACAUUUUUCAGCAUGCCAGGCGAUCUGGAAGUAUUGUUUUUAAGCUUUGUUGCCUCUAAAAAAAAAAAAAAGUGAAUGUUGCAGAUGAAUCAUACAACAAACCAGCUACAGCAACCUAACGGACACAAGAAAACGUCUGCCCUGCCUCUAAUGCAGAAGCAGGAUUGAAAUCUCCCCAUGGAUUUUUGAAGAUAGAUCUGUUGAUAAUACCCAUUGAUUCUUUGAAGUGCUACUGCUGCUGCUUGGGUUUGUUGUUGAGACAUUUCCUCUUCAGAAAGACAAGACUAUUGCCUGCUGAACACUACUAGUGCUGCUUCUACCAUUACAGUUCCUGCUACACACACACACACACACACACACACACACACAUGCACACUCCUCAGAUCGAUGUGAAAACCUGCAUCCCAAGCUUCGGACAUAGGAGCUGAACUUGUUUUGGAGCCCCAUAUAAACCUAAGCGGGCAGUCUGUUGUUUUUGAAGUGCUCUUUAAAAAGUCCCACUCAGGCUAUACUGUGUAGCUAACUGCAUGAUCUGCCACAACAAACCUCUAAACAGCAGUAGGUAGGUGUGUUUGAUUUCCAAACCAGGGUAGUCCAAACGGGCGGGGGCUCUUUUAUUGAAGUGCUCUUUUUUUUUUUGGGGGGGGGGGGGGAUUCUUGUAGCAGAAGCAGAGAAGAGUCCACCGGCCUGAUUACGCUGGGUGACGGUGCUUUUGAGCAUCUCUAUCAUCACUGUCAUUAACCCCUCCCUUUGUCUCUGUAAGCCCCGCCCUCCCCCAGCACUUAGUUCAGUGGACAUUGUUUUGUCAGUGCAUAGGAGAUGGAAAAAGUGAAGGAAUGAAAAAAGAGAAUUUGGUGAUUUAAUCUGGUUGCUCUUAGUUCUACUCUUUAUUUUUUGUGUGUGUUUUUUGGGGCGGGAUCAUUCUGAACUUUGAGCUAUUGUCAGUAAAUCAUCACUUCAGUGUAAAUAUAGAAUUAUUAUCAUCCAUCAAGUGGCUUUGUUAAGAUUACAGCCUGGGCUUUGAGCUUGUCUGUGUGAAUGGUUGUGUGUAUGUGUGUGUUUCUUUGGGGGAAGAUAAUGAAACCUUGUUGGACUUCAUGCUUUCUUGUCUGCAAUCACAAUAUUUUAUUUUCUUAAUUUAAUUCUGUUCAGCCUCUUCCACACUUCAAGCUAAUGUUUCUAACUUUUGCUUUACCCCUUUAUUUUUUAUUUUUUACAUUUAACCUCAUGGACCAAUCAAAUCACCUGUUUUCUUAUUUAUUAUGUUGUUUUUUUUCCAGGGAGGGUAGUGGGUUAUAAUGACAUCUAUUCAUGCAUAUUUUUGGCACAAGUGAAAAUCUUCAGAUAAUAUAUAAGAGUUCUGAGUGCAAAUUGUUGGUUGAUCACAGUGAGCCUCUUUGUUGCCGUUUUCAUUCCAAAGCAUCUAUUAUUACGAUUGUGCUUUUACAAAUAUAUAUCCUCUCGGUUGUUAAUCUGUAUGUGUUUUAUUUGUCUUUUUUUAUUUUUCCUCUUGCUUGUUUUUUUGUUAAAAUUCCAACAUGAGGGGCCAGUAAAAAAAUAAAUAACUGAUGCUUGAAAUUAUCUGACAGUAUCAUAGUAUAAAGAGGGAGGAUCGCAAAACCACACAUCAGCAGUGUUUACUGCACCAAAUUACAUCAUACUAAUAUGAAUGUAGAUUUCCAUGCAAAAACAAAUUAAAAAAACCUUGUGAUU
Molecule: messenger RNA, 6423 nt
Organism: Anoplopoma fimbria (sablefish)
Lineage: Eukaryota; Metazoa; Chordata; Actinopteri; Perciformes; Anoplopomatidae
Gene: gak
Product: cyclin G associated kinase
Exons: 29
Coding region: 174-4079 (1301 amino acids)
Biological process (GO): positive regulation of Notch signaling pathway; regulation of clathrin-dependent endocytosis; protein phosphorylation
Cellular component (GO): cytoplasm
Molecular function (GO): protein serine/threonine kinase activity; AP-2 adaptor complex binding; ATP binding
Source: RefSeq, a predicted model, not a curated record